This is a messenger RNA of Owenia fusiformis, 2303 nucleotides long. The record is from the annotation of a GenBank genome assembly. NCBI's taxonomy places the organism in Eukaryota, Metazoa, Annelida, Polychaeta, Sabellida, Oweniidae.
UUAGACCACUUGAAACGUAUAAAUCAUUGUUCAACUCUAUAAGAGAACUGCUUUGACUUAUCGUUUAGGAGCACUGAGUCCAAAGACCUUACGUUUGGCCUGAUAAACGGGUGUAUAUAUACUAAUUUAUAUUGUACAUGUACAACACAAGCAAAUACAAGUACAUCUGACUGCAGCUCUUCAACUAGACAGUCCAGAAUCAUGGAAUACAUAGAAGUCUCAGAUCCUGAUGUAGAGCCUAUUAAAGAACCACUCACUAAAAGCUACAUACACGUUGCUUCAAAACGUCCCCUAUCCUCCCGUACGCUGUAUGACUGUAUGAGAGAGCUGAAAGAUAGUGAUGAAGAGGCUGUGGUUUUUAUGAAACCCGAUGGAACUCGCCAAGGCAGUAUCACCUACAAGAGAUGGGUGGCUCUAUCCGAGAACCUGGCCGUGUCUCUUAUUGACCUGGGUGUUCAACCCGGGGAUAAAGUAGUCGUAUGUAUACCGAACUGCGAAGAAAACAUCGUCAGCGUUGGAGGCCUUCUCCAUUGUGCAGCAUUGCCUGUUUUUAUAUCAUUUGAUCUCAGAAGUGGCGUAGAUAUUGUUGAGAAGGUGAAAGACGUCGAUGCUAAGAUGGUCAUUAUGUAUAUCGGAGAUGAUACAUCCAAGAAAGCGAUUGUGUCUGAGGUUUUCUCAAAAAUUCUACAAGGUGUUACCGAUCCGUCCAUGCCAGAGUUAAGAUACGUAGUCAGUGUAGGAGAUUCUCUCGUUGGAUCUCUUGAUUUUAUUGACUUAAUUAAACCUAAAACAAAUGAAGAAAAAAAGAAAUUUGAAGCUGCGAAUGAUCGCGUGAAUAUGGAUAGUCCAUGUUGGGUAAAUUCAACAUCCGGAAGCACCGGAAAACCAAAGCAUGCUCUUAUAACGCAUAAGGGAAUGGUUAAUUGCAUAACGUAUUUAAGCAGACGCCUGUACAUCGGAUCAGAGCGCAAUGUCACAUUCAACGAUCGGCCUUUUUCUUGGGCCGGUGGGACCAUCUCAAUUGGAUUUGUUCUCGCUGCUCAAGAAAAAUUGGUAACCAUUGAUGCUCGCCAAACCGUUGGAAAUCAGAAUUCUGAAACUGUAUUGAGAAUAUUGCAGAAUGAAAAGGUAACAAAAGCACUAUUGAUGCCCUACAUACUGUAUGAUGUCGUCAACAUGGAUGAAAAAAUCGUUAAGAAGUUCGAUCUAUCGUCACUUAAGGCGGUGUGGUCGGGAGGGCAGAGAAUGGAUCCCCUCAUCAUUGAUACGUUCAAAUCCCGUAUAAACGUAACAUUCUGCAUUGUCUAUGGGCAAACGGAGAACUUAUUGGUCACUCUUUUAUUUCCUUCAGGAGACUAUGUUAAACAGCAUGAAACCGCUGGAUAUGGGUUUCCACAUGUCGAAAUAGCGAUAAAGGACGAGACAAAUAAGAUAUUGCCUAUCAACACAAAGGGUGAGAUUUGUACGCGAGCUUACAGCGUUUUUGCUGGUUACCUGAACAACAAGGAGAAAACACUUGAAGCGUUGGAUUCAAACGGAUGGCUCCACUCUGGCGAUAUAGGCACGCUGACCCCUUACGGCUACCUUACAGUCGUUGGUCGCAUUAAAGACAUAAUAAAGCGUGGAACUGUGAUUGUGUAUCCUGGAGCCAUUGAGAGAGUCAUCAACGAACACCCAAGCGUUAAUCAAGUGCACGUUAUAGGUGUACCAGAUCCGAGGCUAUAUGAGGAGCUGUGUGCCUGUAUCCGAGUUCAUGAUGGUCAUAGCCUUUCAGAAGAUGAGAUCAAGACGUGGUGUAAUGGGGUCUUCUCUGAUGUAACAGCUGACGGACUCAGUAAUGCGCCCAGAUAUUACAUUACAAUGGAACAUUUCCCUGUCUUGGCGAGUGGUAAAAUAGACAAGACGACAUUAAAAAGCAAAGCCAUUGCUAAACUUGGUCUGUAGUUACGUGGUUUCGAGAUAUGUCACGUUGAUACCAACUCUUGACAUGAGGGACCUAAUGUUUUCACUGGACUACAAAAACCAACAUUUUGAAAGUGCGACAACAAACGUUUUGACAAUUACAUCUCGAAUGUGAUGUUACUACAAAAAGUCUAUAUUUGCGGUGUAUCGAUAGCUUAGAAACAAUUUGUAUCAAAAAUGCUUGAUGACUUUUUACGUAGUGCCACACAUUAUUUUGGCCAAACAAUUUAGCUUAUUUCCAAUUUUAUUGACUACAUAUAUACCAGGCCCGUAGCCAGCUUUUGACAGGUUUAGUAAAAAAAAAUAGCAAAAAGCACUAAAAAGUACUCAGAAUGGUGUAC